UCUGGCCCACCCGCGGAGGUCGUGGUGGUCACCUGUGAGGCCUGCUCGUCCGCUCCACUGUGGGACCUGGGGUUACUGGGGUCCGCCUCGGCCGGGUAGGGUCGGAGACUGAGGAGAACCUGACCCGAACCCACCGAGCUCGCGGGGAACCUCCGAGGCCUUCGAAGGCGGUGCCGGGAGUCGAGGACACUGGUGCGAAGUGUGUGAUUCUACGUGUGUCUCGGUGUGCAGCUGAAUGCAGCGUUUCGAUGGAUGUGGUCUGGACCCACUGAUGCAUGGUGGCCAGAGCAGGGGCCACAACUUGAGUGACACACACAGGAUCUGAUGCUCUGAAGACCACAAGAUCCGGGGACAAAGGUGUGAAAACAAGGCAGUGGCUCAGAAAGCAGCGAUGGAAGGACUCUCGACCGUGGCCACCCCCCAGGGCCCCGAGGUGGGGGAAACCCGGGAACAAGAGGGUCGGUUCAAGGACCGGCAGGAGAACCAGAAAAGCUGUUUGAAGCAAGAGGCCACGGCCCCCGGGGAAGAGCCCGCCAGGGAAGGUGUGCAGGAGCGGGGCGAGCUCGGCGGGGUGCCGGGAACAGGCCGGAGUCCUCCCCUGCCCCAAGCCGGCGGCCGGCCCCGGAGGCGCGGCGCGCCCAGGAAGAACCCAAAGCAGAAGAGGGCGGGCUCCGGCGAGGAGGAGCGAGGAGGGGGCGGCCCCCGGAAGCCGUGGACGUGCGGGGACUGCGGCAAGGCCUUCAGCUACUGCUCGGCCUUCACCCUGCACCAGAGAACCCACACCGGCGAGAGGCCGUUCGCGUGCGCCGACUGCGGCAAGGCCUUCAGCCAGAGCGUCCACCUGACGCUCCACCGGCGCACGCACACGGGCGAGCGGCCGUACGCGUGCCCCGAGUGCGGCAAGGCCUUCAGCCAGGGCUCCUACCUGGCGUCGCACUGGCGCACGCACACGGGCGAGCGGCCGCACCGCUGCGCCGACUGCGGCAAGGCCUUCGCGCGCCCCACGCACCUGGCGCAGCACCGGCGCGUGCACACGGGCGAGCGGCCGUACGCGUGCGGCCAGUGCGCCAAGGCCUUCCGCAACCGCUCGUCCCUGCUGGAGCACCAGCGCGUGCACACGGGCGAGAAGCCGUACGCGUGCGCGCGCUGCCAGAAGGCCUUCCGCUUCUCCUCGGCGCUCAUCCGCCACCGGCGCACGCACACGGCCGAGCGGCCGUACGCCUGCGGCCAGUGCGCCAAGGCCUUCACGCAGCUCGCGCACCUGGCGCAGCACCGGCGCGUGCACACGGGCGAGAAGCCGUACGCGUGCCCCGAGUGCGGCGCGCCCUUCAGCCAGAGCGCCUCGCUGGCCGAGCACCGGCGCAUCCACACCGGCGAGAAGCCGUACGCGUGCGCGCAGUGCGGCAAGGCCUUCACGCAGGUGUCGCACCUGGCGCAGCACCGCCGCGUGCACACGGGUGAGCGGCCGUACGCGUGCGCCGACUGCGGCCGCGCCUUCAGCAACCGCUCGCACCUGGCGCAGCACCGCCUCGUGCAUACGGGCGCGCGGCCCUACCGGUGCCCGGAGUGCGGGGCGGCCUUCGGGCACGUGUCGUCCCUCAUCGAGCACCAGAAGAUCCACACGGGCGAGAAGCCCUACCGCUGCGGGGACUGCGGCAAGGCCUUCAGCCAGGGCUCGUCGCUGACGCUGCACCGGCGCACGCACACGGGCGAGCGGCCCUACGCGUGCCCCGAGUGCGGCAAGGCCUUCAGCAACCGCUCCUACCUGAUCCAGCACCACAUCGUGCACACGGGCGAGAAGCCCUACGAGUGCGGCGGCUGCGGCAAGGCCUUCAGCUUCUCCUCCGCGCUCAUUCGGCACCAGCGGACGCACGCCGACGGGAGGCCCUGUCCGCGCGCCCGCUGCGGCCACCCCGCCGCCCCGCUGCCGCCCCCGACGGGGCCCCCGGGCUCCCCCCGGGAGGAGGAGCCAGGCGGCGGCAGCGACCCCACACAGAGUGCCACAGACCGGCAGAAGGACGAGCUGAUGCCUAACGGGGACCUCUGACCCGGCACCGCGCCCGGCACUGUUCCACCCCGCUUCCGACCGCUCGGCACCAAGGGGAGGCACCUUCUCCGCCCCGACUCGUCCGUGAGAAAACCGAGGCUCAGGGAGGCCCGGGGACUUGCCCAAGGUCACACAGGGAGGAGGUCACAGGGCCGGGACUGGACUCCGCAUCUGCCGGACUGCCCCUCCCCCCAACACACACACUCUGCCUCCUGGUUCGGAACUAUAAAUGCGACCCACGAAAGUAGACCCAAAGAAGUGUCUGUGCGUCUCUAGCUAGCCUUUGAGUGGUCGAGAUUUGAUGAUCACGUAGGCAUUUGUUCAAUAAAUUUAAUUGGAUAAAA
Lynx canadensis (Canada lynx) is the source of this 2391-nucleotide messenger RNA. RefSeq names its product zinc finger protein 835 (gene ZNF835). The record is from RefSeq and is a predicted model, not a curated record. NCBI's taxonomy places the organism in Eukaryota, Metazoa, Chordata, Mammalia, Carnivora, Felidae. The coding region runs from base 392 to 2047 and encodes 551 amino acids. The transcript has 4 exons.